GUUCUUAGUCUAAAAUCUCAAUCCGGUGUCUGAUUCUUUCUUUGCAUCGCUCAUCACUUGCAGCUGCAUCCAUUGGUAGUGUAGUCAUGUUGCCUAAAAAGCAUCUAUCUGGUCAUCAGAAAAGAACUAACAAGAAACGAGUAGAGAAGUUAGUUCGAUCUCAGAAAGGGGCUAUGAAUAAAUUCGUGCUGAGGAAGGAUGCUGCUACGAAUUCUGCGCAAUUAUAUAUCACCAAUGGCGAACAACCAGAUCAGACUGAGAAUGCAGUUGAGGAAAAUUGUGCCGAUGUUGAUGCCAAUCAGAGCACCGGAAAAUUUAGUGGCCAUGGAAACAUAGAUGAGCAGGCUUCUUCUUUUGAUAUUUUUGAUCCUAGAACUUGGAAUAUUCUUGACAAUAAAUCAAGAGAUAUUCUCAUUGAAAAAGGACCUACAAGGGAGUACAAUCUUGUGUUUCCCGUGGAUAAGAAAGGCAGGCAUUUUUCAUAUGCUUACUACUCAAGACAGCUAAGGAAUGGUGAGGCCAGUGAUCGGAGGUGGUUAGUGUACUCUAAACAUGUGAAUAAAGUUUAUUGUUUUUGCUGCAAAUUGUUCAAAUCUGAGAACAGCAAAAGUUUGCUAGCAUCCGAGGGAUUGAUGGAUUGGAAACAUCUUAGUGAGAAGCUCAAAUUACAUGAGAAUGGUGCUGAGCACAUCACUAACAUGAAUACUUGGAAUGAGGUAAGGUUGAGGCUAAGUAAGAAGGAAACAGUUGAUAAAGAUUUGCAAGAAGAGAUUGCAAGGGAGAAGAAGCGAUGGAGACAAGUUUUGAUUAGAAUUGUUGCUGCUGUGAAAUUUCUUGCUAAACAUAAUUUGGCUUUUCGAGGAGCAAAUGAGAAAUUAUAUCAAGAUAACAAUGGGAACUUUUUGGGAGUAAUUGAAAUGAUGGCAGAAUUUGAUCCUGUAAUGCAAGAGCAUCUUCGGCGCAUUCAUAAUAAUGAAAUCCAUCAUCAUUAUCUUGGCCAUAAUAUUCAGAAUGAGUUAAUUUCCCGUCUUGCUCGCACGGUUAAAGAUUCUCUCUUGAAGAUAAUUAAGGAUGCAAGUACAAAAAUAGAGGAGUUUUUUCUAGAGUUCAUGAAGGUGGAUAAUACAUCGGGACUUGGACUUUAUAAUGUGUUAAUAGAUACACUUGAAUCUAUUGGUUUGAAUGUUCAAGAUGUUCGUGGACAAGGGUAUGACAAUGGUUCGAACAUGAAGGGGAAAAACCAAGGGGUACAGAGCAGAUUGCUUGCAACUAAUCCAAGAGCAUUGUACAUGCCGUGUGCUUGUCACAGCCUGAAUCUUAGUCUUAGUGAUAUGGCAAAAUCUUGCGUUAAGUCUUUGUGUAACACGCGAUGGGAGAGUCGAAUAAAGAGUGUUCAUGCUAUCAGAUAUCAAGCACCUGAGUUAAGAAAAGCUUUAUUGGAAUUGAAGAGAACUUCUACUGAUGACCCCAAGACUAAGAGCGACGCAAAAUCUUUGGCUAGUGCACUUGAGAAAUUUGAAUUUAUACUGGGCAUGGUCAUCUGGCAUGAUGUUUUGUUCACUGUAAACAUGAUUGAAGGUGCCAUCUCAUAUUUUGAGAAGUACAGAAAUGAAGGCUUUCCUACUAGCUUGGAUAUUGCGAGAUCUAUUGCAAUCGACAUGGGUGUACAGCCUUUGUUUCCUGUAAAGCACCGUAUUACCAGAAAAGACAAUUUGAUGAAAUGA
Messenger RNA from Aegilops tauschii subsp. strangulata, 1724 nucleotides. RefSeq lists its product as uncharacterized. The record is from RefSeq and is a predicted model, not a curated record. Lineage: Eukaryota; Viridiplantae; Streptophyta; Magnoliopsida; Poales; Poaceae.